Myxocyprinus asiaticus (Chinese sucker) is the source of this 3537-nucleotide messenger RNA. RefSeq names its product sentrin-specific protease 1-like. Gene Ontology annotation, cellular component: nucleus. Lineage: Eukaryota; Metazoa; Chordata; Actinopteri; Cypriniformes; Catostomidae. The record is from RefSeq and is a predicted model, not a curated record. The transcript has 18 exons. Gene Ontology annotation, molecular function: deSUMOylase activity. Bases 454 to 2685 code for a protein of 743 amino acids. Gene Ontology annotation, biological process: protein desumoylation.
CAAUGGCAAAGCGCAAUUUUAACAUGUCCACGUCGGCCAUGAUCUGCUUUUAAAUAAGGAAGAAGCGGGAGGCGUUAAUACAACUUUGUGUACUCAAUAUCUCAUUCACAAUAUCGCUUAAGACUUCUGAGAAUUACGCAUGUGUUUGGAAAAAAUAAAUAAAUAACCAUAACAGUUACCAACGCACGCGAGCUGGUUUGAACCCCGUUAACCCCUGAAUCAGCUGGUUUGCAGCAGGUUAGCUGGUUGAGCUAAAGAUCAGCGGUGUGGGUUUAUCUGGACUUGUUUAGUCGUGUAGAAAGAAGUCUGUUGUGUGAAGGGUCCGGCUACUUUGAUCUAACAAACUGGUUAGCAGUGGCACGCGAAUGACGGACAGGGGGAGCGCGCGUUUGGGAUUGCGCUGAAAACCUCGAGGACAAAUCCGGUUAUAGUCGAGGCUUUCAGUCUUUCGCGAUGUUUAAUAAGUUCUACGAAUGGAUCGGAACCGGGAUUGCCAGUCUGAGAAACGAAGCUCCAGCUGGUGCUGUUCAAGCCGGUUCAGUGAGGGUGGAUCAAGACGGGACAGUACGUAGAAAAAGACCGUUAGAGUGUUUGGAAGAUGGAGAUGCAGUUGAUCAGGAGGAGGAGAGGGUGGUCAAGAAAUUCAGAAUGGGAGAUUUCAUGGACACGGUGAAAAAUGCAGCAGAGGGAGUGAAGACCCAUGGUUCGAGUGUUGCGGUUUGGGUGCGGAACAACGUCCAACCUAACCUGAGGAACAUGCUGCCGGCUUCGCCAGGUCCACCCCGAACAGGAAUUCCAUCAGAACCAGCUACCAAUUCAGCUGCAUCAGUAUCUUCGUGGAUGGAAAACAAGUUUGAGGAGAGGACACUUGAUAAACUUGAGGACACAUUUGUGGCACCAUCCAGUGAAGUCGAGUGGAAGACCAUCACAAAAUCUGACAUCUUGAGGACUGAGCAGUCAGUGACAAUAUCAAAAAGCAGCAGAAGACACAUUUGUAUGGACCAUCCACCCCACAAGAUGCACAGAGCUAAUGGACACUCUGUUAAUUUACCCUCUGCGUCCACGGCAAAACCACCCCCCUCUCCCCGCCUGGGCAGGUCCCUCUACCACCAACCACACAGCUUCCUUUCAUCUCCGGAGACAAGUUCAGGAAAAGCUACUUAUACUAGCCUGUUUGAGAAGACGUUUCCCAUCCGAGUGGUCCAGAGUCCAUCACACGGCAGCUUGAACCGUCACUUCAGGGCCAGAGCCUGCUGUACAGCACAGGAGUCAGUGCGUGAGGAGGAGAAGGAAGUUUACAGGCAGCUCCUAGCCAUGGUGUCCGGUGGCCAGUCAGCUUUCCUUCAUGAUGGAAGCUCUCGCUCCAGCAUUCGCUCACAUCGAGAUUUCUCUAGUUUCCUGUCAUCCAACCGAAGGCUUCUUCAAUGUGCCUCUCCAGCAGGCUCUGGUACUGGUAUGUCCUACUGUGAUUUAUCCAGUCUACCCCCCAGCCCCCAGCCUGAGUCCAGCCAGAAUUCCAGUGCCCUGCCCAGUCCUGGUGCAGGCUCCAGCAUUCCAGAACCCCAGCUUUGGGCCCAGAACUUUGAGCCCAGCACUAAAGGACCAGUAGGCUCAGUACCCUCACCAGCAGCUCUUCAGGAUACAUCCUCUCAGGACACCCAGUCAUCAGCUCACGAUGGGGAUUCAGUGAUUUUUGUGAAGGAGCAACAGGGCAAGAAGUCUGAGAGCUCAAAUGUGCCAUGCUUCCAGGCUGAACUAUGGAUCAAAGAACUAACUAGCCUUUAUGACUCUCGUGCUCGGGAGAGACGGAGGUUGAUUGAAGAACAGGAGGCCCUGGCUUCUCUGCUGCUGCGCCAGCGCCUUUCUGGAGAGGGUCGAGCUACCCCUUCAAGCGUUGAGUUUAAAGUUCGUGUGCCUCUAGAGAAGGAGGUUCCUGUUGCAGCUGUUAUCGAAGAGCCUCAGUCUAUUAAAGAUGAGCCAGAAUUCCCAGAGCUUACAGAGUAUGUUGACUGGUUGAGUUCACAGGACAUGGAGAGGGAAGUGAACAGAGCUUUGAGAGGGGGCAGUCAGGAUGAGGUGCUUAGUGAGGGCUUCCGCCUCACCAUCACCAGGAAGGACCUGCAAACUCUCAGCUACCUUAACUGGCUCAAUGAUGAGGUUAUUAAUUUCUACAUGAAUAUGCUGGUGGAGCGCAGUAAGCAGCCCAAUCUACCUUCCGUUUACACCUUCAACACCUUCUUCUUUCCCAAGCUGCGCAGCUCUGGUUACUCCGCCGUCCGCCGCUGGACCAAGAAAGUGGAUAUCUUCUCUGUAGACAUCAUACUGGUGCCUGUCCACCUGGGGAUGCACUGGUGCUUAUCUGUGGUGGAUUUUCGCAAGAAGAGCAUCACUUACUUUGAUUCAAUGGGAGGAAACAAUGACGAGGCCUGCAGAAUAUUACUAAAAUAUCUGAAACAAGAAAGUGAAGACAAGAGGGCUCAGAACUUGGAUACCUCAGAAUGGAUUCUAAAAAGUAAAAGACGCAAUGAGAUCCCUCAGCAAAUGAAUGGUAGUGACUGCGGAAUGUUCACGUGCAAAUAUGCUGAAUACAUCACCAAAGACCGGCCCAUCACAUUCACACAGAAACACAUGCCCUAUUUCAGAAGACGAAUGGUUUGGGAGAUCCUGAACCAGAAACUGUUGUGACCGGACACUUUUUUUUUUGUACAGAAUUUUGUAUGGAUAAGAGGGCUCCUGUGCACUUCAGGAAUUUCAGGACAGUUUGCCCGAAACAUAGAUGGGAUGCCCUCAACCAUAGCUGGUGGACCGGUUUGCAUAUGCUUAGCUUACUGGUCGAUUUUAUGCUGCCUAACUGAAAGUUGGGAGACGUUGGUGCACCUCCAGGACACCAUAUCUCGGUCUAUAAGGGUCAGGGCAGUGGUUAUAUGCCCUUUUAUUGCUCCCUAUAACUUGAAGUAUUUUUGCUUAGCAAGCAAAUAAGCUUUGAGUGACUAUGAAAGUUUAUUUUCAUAUUUCAGCCUUUUCUUGUGCUGUCAUUCAUCUGUCAGUGUAAGUCCUGUCUUAACAUAACUUCAAUUGAUUUCACUUUGCAUUAGCCAUUUCUGUUAUUUGGCUGGAAGUUUGUUUGAUCUCCCAUCAUCUGAAGUCAAAUGUUACGUAAAAAAAAAAUAAUGAAGUUUGUGCAAACAGUUUUGCACAAAUGCUUUGCUGCAUUUUGAUUGAAAAGCAUUGCUGUUACCUCAGAAAAUAGGACCACUACUUGUAAAACAGCUGAAAUUGACAAUCACACUCACUCAGAGCUUUUGUAAUGGAAAACAGCAGUUUACUUGAUAUUUGUGACGUUUGAUACCUGUAUGUUUUAUACAAAAACUGUCAAGAGGCAAUUAACUAGUUUUUCUUUUGAAAAAAUACCCGAGACCCAAUUAGAGGUCCUGAACAGAUCUGCCUCUUUUAGAAAGACAAUUUUUCAGAAUAAACUGUUUGAGUUUUGUGAUUUUCUUUUUUUUUCUGGAGGUGAUUAAACGCUCUUGAGCUGUG